Messenger RNA from Acaulospora morrowiae, 1068 nucleotides. NCBI's taxonomy places the organism in Eukaryota, Fungi, Glomeromycota, Glomeromycetes, Diversisporales, Acaulosporaceae. The record is from the annotation of a GenBank genome assembly.
AUGAAUAUUCUACCGCACAAAAGCUAUCACGUUUACAACCUUAAAAACAAAGAACGUGUUCGUAAAGACGAGGAAAAAGCGCAACAGGAAGAAGCAGCAAAAAAUAAGAGAAAGGAAAUUGCGGAACGUGAGCGGAGGUUAAAACUUCUUCGCGAAAAAGCUAGUGCGAAACAUCAAUUAGCACAGGAAGAAACAAAGGAAAUAGCGGCCACCGAUUCAACGAAAAAUGAUCAGGUUCUGGCAAUUCAAAGUUCGUCGGAUGCAACCGACGGUCACAUAAACUUCUGGGGUGAUAUGGAAAAGAAAUUUGCAACCAAUCAAGAAUACGAAGCGGAAAAAAGGGCGAAGGAACAGAAAAUAGAAAGGCAGUUUACAAUGUAUUUUGACGAAGACAUGUCGUUUCAUAUUCUCAACGGUUUUCAAUUGAAAAAUGCAGAUCCAAGACCUUGGUAUCUUGGCACCAGUAAUCAUCAUAAUGACGACGAAAAGUAUUCGAUAGAUGGAACCAUUAAAAAGAAGAGAGAUGUGAAAACUAAAUCUAUUGAUGAUCCACUACUUGCAAUUGAAAAAAGUAUGGAAAAAAAGUCCAAGAAAAAGAACGAUCCUAUUAUACAUUCUAGAUCAAAGAACGAAAAAGAAAGAAAUUCAAUAUCGAACGCCUCGUCAACAAUUGACGAAUUACGCGCUCAGCGAAUUGCGAGAGAACGUGAGGAACGAAUGCGUACUCUCAAACUCCUUAAUCCGCAUAUGGAAACCGGACCACCGAAAAGUCGUUAUAAUUCCCAGUUCAACCCAGAGGCUACUGAGGCAGCUCACAAUUUUGCUGGUCGACGAACCGUGAUAAAAGAUCCAGCGGUCGAACGUUGGUAUAACAUGCGCAUGAACACAAGGGAACACUUUCGACUAGAUGGAAGAAACAUUCGCAUAGGAUUAAUAUCUGUAUUAAUUCUUCCCGUCGGUUGUUAUCUUUUGGCAGCUGCAAAUGACGACAAAUGGGUGUUUACCGCCAGAACCCGUGGUUCCACUUCACUUGAAGAUUAUAAAAAGAAACCGGCAAAGAAGGAUUGA